Molecule: messenger RNA, 1153 nt
Organism: Saprolegnia diclina VS20
Lineage: Eukaryota; Oomycota; Saprolegniomycetes; Saprolegniales; Saprolegniaceae
Exons: 4
Coding region: 507-1079 (190 amino acids)
Source: RefSeq, a predicted model, not a curated record
GCGCGCGGAAGCCAUUGACAGAGACAUGCACGGCAAUAGUGGCAUCCCGCCCCAACGCAGCAAGAUACAGUGCAGAGUGCUACGAUGCGCUUGGCGUCGGCUCCAUGACACACGUCUCUGUGGGCCUGCCAGCGUUGCUGGCCGCUGCUCGACCGCCAAAGGCUGUACAAGACGCCUGGCAUGCAUGGCCAUGCCACGCCGUCGCCGCCAUGGGCCAUGGCGCGAGCCAUCGCCAUCGCUGCCAUGGCUACUGCAAGCGGUAGCGGCAAGUCCGUGGCCGCGUCGCCGUCGUCCUUCUCUGCAGUCGCACCUUGUUGACGAAUCCGGGUGCGACGUCGUACUUAGGGGGAAUUUUUGCGUAUUUUCUCAACCGCCUGGUUCGAUACACUGAGUGUUUGUAUGCGCAUCUGAGUAAAAUGGAGAAAUUCCGGUAAAGUGCGGUCGUCACAGUGCUUCUGGGCGGCCGCAACUUGCGCUUUCACACCUCUAUACAUAGCCGCUUCAAGAUGAUGUCCAAGCGACGUGCGAACGGGAAGGACGGCAGCAAGCCCGAGAUGGGCAUGGCCCAGCGCAUGACGCUCAAGAUCCUCUCGCUCUAUGACAGCACGACCAACGUCGACGCCAUCAUCCAGGAGCUGUACCAUCCCGAAGCGACGUUCUCGGACCCGCUGGUCGAAGUCUCGGGCCGCGACAAGGUGGCCGCCCAGUUCCGCGUCUUGCCGUCGUUUGUCGCGCAGUCGCAUGCGACGUUGAUCCGCGGCUCGAUGGCGGGCGUGAGCAUCCUUACGAUUGACAGCACGGUCACGUACAAGCUCAAGCCGUUCCCAGAGUACAUGGGCGGCGCCUUGCGUAUGUUUACGGUCAUUGAGCUCGAAGACCAAAAGGUCAUUUCCCACACGGACCAUUGGGACAUUCGUUCGGUCUUGGAGAACGUGCCGAUGCUCUCAUUCUUCUACCGGCAUUUGCGCACGAGCGUCGGGAGCGCGUCGUCGCACGUCAUCAACGUCUUCUUGCCCGAGUCGUCGCCGCCGUCCGAGGAGAACCAGCUCCUCGACGCGCCGAGUACCGACCACGACUAGGAUUAUCUCGUUAAUAUAAUAGUUUAUAGCUGCGCCAGUAGACAAAGAAACGCAGAUCGGCCUUUUCGUAUCAA